This is a messenger RNA of Branchiostoma floridae (Florida lancelet), 591 nucleotides long. Its product is annotated as spermatogenesis-associated protein 7 homolog. Gene Ontology annotation, biological process: microtubule cytoskeleton organization. The transcript is spliced from 5 exons. Gene Ontology annotation, cellular component: axoneme; ciliary basal body. The record is from RefSeq and is a predicted model, not a curated record. Bases 161 to 544 code for a protein of 127 amino acids. Lineage: Eukaryota; Metazoa; Chordata; Leptocardii; Amphioxiformes; Branchiostomatidae.
AAUCGCUCACCAUUCAGAAGAUUCAGGCCAAAAUGGCGGCUUGUCAGAUUCAUAAAAGCAGGUUCAGAUUCAGUGGUCUAAUUUUGCUGUAGAAUGUAAAAAUAUCACUUCAUGUAGGUAAAUAUUUUAUGCUCCCAAGAACUGAGUACACGGUAGAAACAUGGCGGGAAGGCCCAAGAGCCGAGGGAGCCCGGUCCCCCCAGGUGUCAUGGCAUCGCCUUUCAAGGGUCACCUUGUCCUGAAAAGCAGUCCCUUUGCUCCUUCAACCAACAAGAUCACAGAGCAGUACAUGAUCCAGGACCACCUGAGUGUUCACUACAAGAAACUGUCUUCUGCCAAACCUGCCAUUGACAAUAGAGUACCUGCCUCCAUGGUCAAAAGUGUCAAAUAUCGGGACCAGCAGAGGCGCCUGAUGCUGGAGAAGGAGAUGAAGAAGUUCCAGAAGGAGCUGAAGUCUGCCCGCAGUGCCUCCAGGAUGAGCUCACGACCCAACACACCCAUGAAGGCCCAGCACCCAGAACAGGUAUGGGUUACACCUGACUAACACACCCAUGAAGGUCCAGCACCCAGAACAGGUAUGGGUUACACCUG